This is a messenger RNA of Lemur catta (Ring-tailed lemur), 3052 nucleotides long. It is a transcript of the gene PGBD5, whose product is annotated as piggyBac transposable element derived 5. NCBI's taxonomy places the organism in Eukaryota, Metazoa, Chordata, Mammalia, Primates, Lemuridae. The transcript has 7 exons. Bases 1 to 1578 code for a protein of 525 amino acids. Gene Ontology annotation, cellular component: nucleus. Gene Ontology annotation, biological process: non-replicative DNA transposition. The record is from RefSeq and is a predicted model, not a curated record. Gene Ontology annotation, molecular function: transposase activity.
AUGGCCGAGGGCGGCGCGGGCGCGCGGAGGAGGGCGCCGGCGCUGCUCGAGGCGGCCCGCGCGCGCUACGAGAGCCUGCACAUCUCGGACGACGUGUUCGGCGAGUCGGGCCCGGACAGCGGCGGGAACCCCUUCUACAGCACCUCGGCCGCCUCGCGCUCCUCCUCGGCCGCCUCCUCGGACGACGAGCGCGAGCGCCCCGGACCCCUGGGGGCCCUCGCCGCGCAGCCGCCGCGCUCCGCGGACGCGCAGGGCCCGGAGGACGACGAGGCCGGCGCGGGCUGGAGCCACGCGCUGCGGGACCGCCCGCCCCCGCGCUUCGAGGACACCGGCGGUCCGACCCGAAAGAUGCCCCCCAGCGCCAGCGCCGUGGACUUCUUCCAGCUCUUUGUCCCCGACAACGUCCUCAAGAACAUGGUGGUGCAGACAAACAUGUACGCCAAGAAGUUCCAGGAGCGGUUUGGGAGCGACGGGGCCUGGGCGGAGGUGACGCUGGCAGAGAUGAAGGCCUUCCUGGGCUACAUGAUCUCCACCAGCAUCUCCCACUGCGAGUCCGUGCUCAGCAUCUGGAGCAGCGGCUUCUACAGCAACCAGAGCCUGGCGCUCGUCAUGAGCCAGGCCCGCUUCGAGAAGAUCCUCAAGUACUUCCACGUCGUGGCCUUCCGCUCCAGCCAGUCCACGCACGGGCUCUACAAGGUCCAGCCCUUCCUCGACGCCCUGCAGCACAGCUUCGACUCCUCCUUCAGGCCUUCGCAAACCCAGGUGCUACAUGAACCCCUGAUCGACGAGGACCCCGUGUUCAUUGCCACGUGCACGGAGCGGGAGCUGCGGAAGAGGAAAAAGCGGAAAUUCAGCCUCUGGGUCAGACAAUGCUCUUCCACUGGCUUCAUCAUCCAGAUUUAUGUCCACCUGAAGGAAGGCGGGGGCCCGGACGGCCUGGAUGCGCUGAAGAAUAAGCCGCAGCUGCACAGCAUGGUGGCCCGGAGCUUGUGCCGGAACGCGGCGGGCAAGAACUACAUCAUCUUCACGGGGCCCAGCAUCACCAGCCUGACCCUGUUUGAAGAGUUUGAGAAGCAAGAGAUUUACUGCUGUGGCCUGCUCAGCCCCCGGAAGAGCGACUGCACCGGGCUCCCGCUGUCCAUGCUGACCAACCCGGCCACCCCACCGGCCCGGGGCCAGUACCACAUCAAGACGAAGGGGAACAUGUCCCUGAUCUGCUGGUACAACAAAGGACACUUCCGUUUCCUGACCAACGCCUACUCCCCGGUGCAGCAAGGAGUCAUCAUCAAGAGGAAGAGUGGGGAGAUCCCCUGCCCGCUGGCCGUGGAGGCGUUUGCCGCUCACCUGAGCUACAUCUGCAGAUACGAUGACAAGUACAGCAAGUAUUUCAUCUCCCACAAACCAAGCAAGACCUGGCAGCAGGUCUUCUGGUUCGCCGUCAGCAUCGCCGUCAACAACGCCUACAUCCUGUACAAGAUGUCGGACGCCUACCACGUGACCAGGUACAGCCGGGCGCAGUUCGGAGAGAGACUCGUCAGGGAGCUGCUGGGCCUGGAGGACGCCUCGCCCACCCACUGAUGCCGGGGGCGCCGGCCCAGGCCGAGGCAGGGCAGGAGGAGGAGGAGGGCCGGCGAGCCGACCUGCCCCGUUAGAGACGCGGAGACACCUGGUGUGUGGGCCGCACCCAGGUCCCCAGCACAGGGUCUCUGUGACGCCGUGAGGCCUGCAGGGCAGCCUCAGCUCCUAGCACAGGUGACGAUGGCGGAGGUACCGCAGCAGGGUGAGCUGCAGCAUCCAGAGAGAAACGCCUGCUUCCUGAGGAUCUACGGGGACUGCACAUGUUCAAGUUCAAGGUGGAAGAAGCCAGCGGGGGUUGGCUCUGCUCGGUCAAGGUUGUUCUGGUGUGGGGGGAGGCCACAGGGGCUUCCGGCAGCUUCUGGCAGGUCUCUCAGAGGAAACAGCCCGGGGGCACAGUGCCGAUGCGGAACUGAGUGAGGCCUUCCUGCUCCUCUUUCUGUGUGGCUGGUGGGUGGGGGGAAGGGAAACGCCAAAAGAAUUACAGUGAAGGGUGAUGCUAUUUUUUAUUUUUAAAUAUAUCUUCAGGUUAUUUUCUUACUGUUGCUUCAGAUCUAAUGUAAGAGGCAGAUGUCCCCCCCUCCCACCUUCCCAGCUCUGUCACGGCUCCUUGCAUGAUCACACCUGUGCAGCAGGCCGGGGAGGGCGGCUCGCCUCCAGAACAGACGUGGCUGCGCUCCGUGGACAUUUGUCACAGGCUCUGUCAUCCCUGGCAGAACUACUUGUCUUGAAAACUAUGUAGCGUUGCUAAAUAGGCAGACUCUGCGGGGACCGUGUGCACCGGCUCUGGUGGCAUUUGCUGUCCGAGUGUCCCCCGGGAUGGUGCAGCCGGUCUGGCGAUGGGAUCGUGGUAAGAACCUGCAGGGGAUUGAAAUUGGGGCCGGGGCUUGCUCACCGCGCAACCAGCAGCUGGAAGCCAGGGCUCUGUCAUCUGGCAACAUCUGCGGCUCUUUGCCAACCAAGGUUCACGAGUCUCGGAGGGAAACCUCAGCACCAGCGUGGCCGACUGGUCUGGCUGUCCCCACAGGCAAGAAACAAGUGGUUCUGGAAUUACCUGUUCUGCUUCCAACCCACUUUGUGUAACCACCUUGUUUUUACAAAUGCACAUCUACUCUACUCAGGCUUUGGGACUGUCCCCGUCCACGCUGGUUGCUGAAGUGUCGCUGUCCGCAUGCUCCCAGCCCGCUGUUCCGUCCUCCAGCUCACGGCCCGCCCCGCGCCCUGGGGUUCCAUUUCCGUGCCACGACUGUAGGCCAAAUUUUGGAAAAGGUGUUUCCAGACACCUUUGCUAUGCUCUUUAAGGUUGGAUUGAAAGCACUUUUACCACAUGGAGAAAUAUAUUUUUAAUUUGUGAUGCUUUUCUACAAGGUUCACUAUUUCUGAGUUUAAUGUGUUUCCAACAACUUUAGGGAGGCUCUAAUGAAAGCCGAUGAAUUUUUCUUUUCUGUCCAAACAAGUAAAAUAAAAAUCUAUUUAG